CGCUAAUGCAACAAGAUGCCAACCACCGUUAAAGACGAAGAAGACCACGCUGAUAGAGAAGUUGUUGCUAAAAUGGUCAAAGACAGUCGAAAUAAAUCUUCAAAUUUCUCCCAUCAUCAAACAGAAGACCGCAAUCCAAGGGUUUUAUUUUUAAACUUCAGCAAGACAUUGAAGAGGAGAGAUGAUGUACAACCUCGACUGGAAGAACAUCUGGAGAAGAUACCUUUUCGACUCCGUGCAAUAAUGAAAAGUAGAGAGAAAAUGAAUAUGGCAUGCAGUAAACAGAAGAAAAUCAUAAGAGCUUUUAAGCCCAAAGCACGGACAGAAAUCUGUGAGCAGGAACACAUCAGAGUUCCACACUUUCGGAGGGGAAAGCAAGAGUCAGAGACCGCUUAUCUGCGGCGCAUGUCACAAGAAACACAGUAUGUUUCCUUUCUUACCAAAAAUCAGCCAGAGAGACAUCCUGAACGACAUCUGGGGAAGAAGGCGACAACUUCAACCAAACAAAUAAAAAAAAAGUUUAAUGAAGAAAGACUGCUUAAUGUGAAAAAAGUCAAGCAACCAGAGAAUGUGGGGAAAAAAGCAAAAUUUGAAGAUAAAGUACAGUUUGGAGAGGUUGCCUUGGCACCUCCAUCUCUGACUGUCAAACCAAAGAAGGCUCAUGUAAAGUCUCAGAGAGCUUCCAGUGGCGUUCUUCUGAGCUCUCUAUGUGGCCCCACUGAUGUUUCAACAUCCAAGUGCUCUAUGCCAAGGCAGAAGAUAAUUGAGGAAGAACAUGAAAGAGUGGUCAACAUUUACCGUCAACUAAAGAAACAGAAACUAGAGCAAAAAAAGAAACAAAAGACCAGGAUAAACAAAUUCUUACACCCUCAAUAAAUUUGUAAAAAAAAAUAUUUAUAGUUAUAAUGUUGCAUUUCAGCUGCUGGUACUCCAUGUGGUUUGGAAAAUUUCUAGUUUCCAUGUAGACCUAGUGUAAUAAAACAUGUAUAUGCUUAAACAUUGUAAUUAUUAUAAAAAUAUUGUUUAAAAAAAAACAUUUGCCUCAAGUUUUUGUUUUAAUUGCUAGGGAUGCUAGGAACUGGAUUUAUGAGUCAAAAAUACUCCUGUUUUAAUGCUGAGUGCACGUCAUCACAACUGAACCAAUAGUUAUUCACUUUCUCACGCUGCUGAAUUCUGGGCAAUCGAGUUGUAAACAUCCAAACGUGUGUAUGCUGUUUACAACUGCGCCGAGACCCAGUGAGCGCAUAAUGUUUUAUUUAAUUUUAAAGUGUUUUACAGUAGGUACUCCGAAUGCCUAUUACCACCGUAAGUAGAGUCAAAAAUCAUAUGUUGUAUCAACGAAAUACUACAUAUGAUGAAUUUCACAUCCGAGUACUUUAUCCAACAAACAUGAAAAUUAUAUUCACGAGUUAAAAAACAUUGGUUUAAUUUUGUUUAGAUAGACUCUGUAUCUGCUUGUUAUUAUUAAAGAAUAACAGCACAAACAACAGCACAAGGGCUUGUAAAAAAUAUAUAUAUUUCGACAAGAAUUAAAUUUGUUACAGUUAAAGGAAUCACAUUUUAAUUAUAGAAAUAACUAACAACAAAUAGAGGAAACUGUCAGAAUAGAAAAUAAGAAAGAAACUAAUGUUUUACAUACUGUACAUACUAAUUAUGUAUAAAUAAAGUGUUAGAAACUAACAAAUUAAAUAAAAUAAAACAAAAUGUAAUAGUGUAAAUGUCUGUGUGCAACAGUGGUCCUCGGUGAGCGUAAAAAUUUGUUCACUCUGUCCUUGACCCGCUUGCUGUCACCGUUAGUCAGGAAGGGAAACUUCUGGGCCACUUUCACCAUCAGGAAAUGUCUUAAGUUCACUGGCAGUCCACGUUUGCCUCUGGAAUCCAGUUUGUUGUAGACAGCCUGCGGUACCACAGUGCAGAACAGCAAGCAACCGAGCCGAUCUGGCCGCCCUGAAAAAUUUCAGCAACUCAAGAAGCUCCAUAGUGGGAGAAGUAAACGGAGGUUCGGGGUGGCAG
Clarias gariepinus (North African catfish) is the source of this 2013-nucleotide messenger RNA. RefSeq names its product coiled-coil domain containing 137 (gene ccdc137). The transcript is spliced from 6 exons. The record is from RefSeq and is a predicted model, not a curated record. Lineage: Eukaryota; Metazoa; Chordata; Actinopteri; Siluriformes; Clariidae. The coding region runs from base 16 to 876 and encodes 286 amino acids.